GUGAAUGGAAUCAGCAACAUAUUCUUCACAUAUUACAUUUGUAUGAGUUAGUCAAAAUCAAGAGCUGCUCAAAUACACAACUUGAAAACGUUAGAAAAUUUUGUCAUUGAUAGUAGCUGCGUAUUAAAAUCGUAUUAUUGUGAAAAAAGGCUGGAAAGUUGCAUAAACAAUUUGUGUAUCAGAUCGCAACUAGCACGAGUCGAUAGUUUUAAUCGGAAUAUUGUGAUCUUUUGUGCUUGGAACUCAGUGAAUUUGUACUCAUUUACCAAAAGUCCAUUGUGUGUGCAGACAAAAACAACACUAUCAAUUUUGUGGCCCCAAGAAAGUCUUGAAUUCAACGAUGACGCAGUUGUGUUUUACUAUGUGUUGCUGAAUAUUUAGAAAAUUAUGAAUAUUGUUGAUUUGGACAAGCAAUUGUUCGCACAAAUAGAAUGUCAGCCGAUUCGCCAAAGCGUCCAGCCCGUAGUGUACCAUCGACGGUGCCGCCACAGGCUGUCAGCGAUCGCUCACUGCUCGAAAGCGUUACUGGUUUCAUAAAUGAUGUUACGCUGACUAAUAUUCCACAAGUCGAUCCAAAGGAUGCCAUUCUUUGGGCUCGCUUCGAAACGGCGGCAGACGUGACCGAUCCGACAUUCGGUGACGAUUGGGACCUGGAAGGUGGUGUUGCUCCACCGUUACUGCUAUUGCUGGGAUACGGGACUGGCGUUCAAGUUUGGGCUAUACCAGCAAACGGUGAAGCGGUUGAAGUUUUAUCUUGGCGGCAUGGUAGUGUACGGGCAUUGCGAAUAUUGCCGUUACCGAUUGCAGCUGACGAUGAGAAUGGCGACGAUAUUGCAGACAUUUUUUCGUCGAAGAGACCGUUGAUGGCCGUUUGUGAUGCAAAUACAACCGGAUCGGGACCUCAGUUCUGUUCCGUAAAUUUUGUUUCGUUGAGAGAUGGCGAUCAGGUUAAAAGCAUCAAAUUUAAAAAUCCCAUUCUGGAUAUACUGGCAAACAGAUCUGUUGUCGUGGUAACAUUCGCCGAACGGAUAGCAGUGUUUGAUGCCAAGAAUUUAGAUGACCGCUUAACUGUGACAACCUGCUAUCCAGGAACAAAUUUUAGUCCGAAUCCUGUGACAUUAGGCACUAGAUGGUUGGCAUAUGCCGAACGUAAACUACUACCGUCAAAACGAAGCAGUGGUGGAUGUGACGGUGAUGGUGUAGCCAGUUAUAGAGCAAACUUUUUAAAUGCUGCAAAAAGCUUAGGAAAAGGUCUACGAGAAUUAGGCGAACAAAUGGCUGCUGGUUUCACUGGCAACAACAGUUCGGCUACAUUAGCAAAUAAUUCAAAUUCAACUAGUAAUGCCGAAGAUAUUCAGCCUGGCGUUGUUACCAUCAUGGAUACCAGAUACUCAAUAAAAGAAAGUAGCCCAACAACACCAGUUACAACAUCCGGUACGGAUCCAAUCAUAGCCCAUUUCGUAGCGCAUUCAGACGCAAUUGUUGCACUUGCAUUCGACUGUUCUGGUAUGCUGCUUGCUACAGCUGAUCGUCGUGGUCAUGACUUUCAUGUCUUUCGUAUUCAACCGCACCCAUCCGGACCAUCUCUAUCUGCUGUGCACCAUUUGUAUAUUCUUCACCGCGGCGAUACAACGGCAAAAGUUCAAGACAUUGUCUUUUCGCUGGACUCUCGCUGGAUAGCUAUUUCAACACUUCGUGGCACUACACACGUUUUUCCAGUUACUCCUUAUGGUGGUGCGGCUGGUGUUCGUACGCAUGGCUCUCCUCAUGUUGUAAAUCGUCUGUCACGCUUCCACCGUUCUGCCGGUCUAUCGGAUGCCCGAGCAAACAGCCCCGUUCAUUCGGACAGUUCAAUCGGUCAGAUUUCCAAUGCCUACAACAAUCCACGAGUACCGCCAUUUCCACAUCCAUUGGUUGUCCUUCCGCUAGCCCAGCUACGGCAGCCAACCAUUUUAGGUCAAGCUAAUCAUUCGCAACAGGCGCAGAAAAAUGUUCAAACCAGACAACGUCUGACAUCACUUGGCGACGAACAAGCGAAACCAUUGCGAGUGUGUGCCACUUUUGCCAAAGCUCGUGCAUGGUUAUUGGAACCUCCAGGUGCAUCGCGAGAUAUGGCUUCGUUACGUCUGCAACGGAAAGCUGUGGAUUCGUUAUUUAUAAUGGCGAGCCAUGGUGCUUUGAUUCAGUACGACUUGGAACCGAAACAUAAUAUGAACGUCCCGAAAGACAAAAUCUGUGACGAUACUGCUAUUGAACUUGAAGUCGAACCAAAAGCUCAGUGGAAUUUAUUGCGCAAAGAAUGUUCAAGUGAUUCGAUUCAACCGCCAGUACCAUCGGAAAGUUGGUUACUCAAAGAUCGUUUAGGGGACACUCUAUGUGAUAACGAAUUAAGCGACGGCGAUCGAGACGAUCGAUGGUUGUCCCAAGUAGAAAUUAUUACACAUGCUGGUCCUCAUCGACGUCUGUGGAUGGGACCACAAUUUAUAUUCAAAACUUACAACACACUGUCGGGGGCUCCAUUGUCGCACAUUGAUUCGGAAGCAGUUGAAGUUGGUAUCAACAGUGCCGGAAAUCGUCCGGCACGUUCAAAUCCAAUGAAUAUGCCUCUGUCGGGAAAUGGUCGUUCGGCCGUACCUGUUCUUAUCGAAUCGGGUUCGUGUAGCAGCUAUGAACAUAGUCCACGUCUUGUAGAUCAAUAUCGCCAUAACGAACACAUGGGAUCUGACUUUUCGCUUGGCACCGGCGAUUCACAACUACGUGAAGAUUUGGCAGACGCAAUGCGCGAAUCGCCUGGUGGUCAUUCGCGUGAUUCCGGAUUACCAUCGACUUCGUCGUCUGCCGCGCGUACAGUAAUCGUGUCGAUAGCCAAAGUGGUGAAUCCUUUGGGCACUGUUACAACAUUGACCCAAUCGGUCACAUCCGAUAGCGACUUGGAUUAUGGCUAUGCUGGUGACGGUGAUGAGUUUAUGAUCCAUGAAAAUUGUGACGAAGCAUUAUUUCGGCCAGUUGUAGCAGUAUUCGGCGGAAGCAUUGGUAAGUCGGAGGACGAAUGUCAGGAUCGGCCGAAUGAUAUCGGACAGGAAUUGAUUGUGCCGGUGAUUGAGAAGAAAAAUGUGGAAAAUCGAACAAAAACAGUGAGAGAAAAUACUGUUGUCAAUACGAUAGACAAUAAGAACUGUGGUUCAACCCGAAAAGAUGUACCGAAGAAAGAGUUCGAAGAGAAGGUCAAAGAACCGGAGAAAAAAGAACGAAAAAAGUCAGACACAAAGCAACCGAAGUUUGAGGUGAAAGCGAGCGGAAAAAAGUCUGAAAAAACACGUAAAGAGGGUGUGAGUAAAAUAGAUGAUGUAGUUGAGGCGACUACAACAUCUAAAUCUGACAAAGGAAUGCGAGCAAAGCAGGAAUCAGAUGUUGAAACCACAAAUUCGAUGGAACCAGACACGGUAUUGAUGAAACUGCCGAAAAAAGGUCAGAAAAAAAUUAUGAAAACAGAAGAGCAAAAGAGAGAAACAACACCACCUAAAUCGGAUGAGAUCAGUGUUUCAAAAGCAAAAUCUCGAAAAAGUAAUGCUAAACAAACGGAAACUGAUGCAUUAUCUCGAAACGAAGAACUGAAACCCACAACGGUAAAGGAAAGUGAGCAAAUCAAAACUCUGGAAGAGAAUAAAAUUAAAUCGGAACCGAGUAACAUCGAAGUAACCGUUUCGGUAGCAACUCAAGAAGAGAUAAAAAUUAAUGACGAAGAGGCUGCGAAACCAAUUCCCCAAGAAAGAGGUAGCAAAAAGCAAAAGAAAUGGGAUAAAAGCGGAUUAUAUAAUUGGCCAAAAGUCGACAGUCAACCAAUGAUCGAUAUGAAUUCGUCGGAUGACAUUGUUUCAAUGAUUUCCAAGGAAUCAAGCGACUGCAGCAAACCACAAGAUGACGAGUGUGAAAUGUUGUUCGCAGAAAAAAGGUGCAAAAGCAAGAAGAAGAAUGAAAAAGCAUCUCGCGACAUCGUAAAGCCGAAUGACGAGGGGGCUAAACUCUCAGUUCAAAAAGAGGCUAAAUUUCAAAACGACGAGAUCGAUGCGAGUGUUACCAUCAGCUCAGACAUAAAAUUCGAAGAUGAUGCUGACACGGCCAUUGAUUAUAUGGAAAUAUUGAACGAAGAGCUUAGAUCCAUGAACACAGAUUGUUCCAAUAUUCAAGAAAGUCUUUUCAAAGAUCCGGUUGUAACGACUACUUUCACUGUAAAAAAAGCUGUGAAGAAGCCCUCAUUUACAGAUAUAUUAAAUGAUGGUGCCGGUGAAACUUCGCAAUCCACUAAACCUAUUGAUUAUGAUAUAACAAAUAUGGAAACGUUUAGUGACGUUUUUGCACCGUUAAAACCGUUUGACAUUGAUUUCGAGCAGUUGACAUUCAAAGACACCAGUGACGAACCAAUCAGUCUUAUUAAUUUCGAGAGUCCCUCACAAGACCCAGAUACGAUUUCCACAAAACGCACUCUCACGCCCACCAUCGAUCAUACGGACAAAGAGAAAUUAGUUUUUGCCCUUUGUGGCAGCCUUCAUUGCGACGAUGAUGAGGAUCCUCUGCCGCCACCUCCACCAAUUACCGCACCACCAAUGGAAGGACAAGAUUCCGAUUAUAAAAGUCUUGAGCUUGAUAUUGAUGAAACAUAUCUGAGCUUUGAACUACCAGCGCCAUUAGACACUACCAAAGAUGUCGAAGCGAAUUCAUCCGACGAUAGUGAGGAUUCAUCGUCGCAAUGCAAAGCGAACAAAGACGAUGAUGACGUUAAGUACAAAGCUGGAAUGGAUGAAGAAACGCAACCGUUGAUUGGUUUGACCAUAUCAAGCGAACAUUUUGAUGUAGCCAAAGAGGACGAAGCACUGCCAGUGGACGAAGAGGAUGAAUCGACCAACCAAAUCGAUGGGUUAAAGCAAAUCCAAGCAAUGCCGGAAAAACAAGGCUUUGGUAAUAAGAAGAAAUCGAAAAAGAAGCGUAGAUAAGGCUUAAUGUUGAUUUGGUUCAUUGUAUUCAUUCUGUUUAUUUAUUUAUACUAUUUUUGGUAGAUGUUAUCAGCGAAAAUGGGGGGGAAUGAAAAUAAUCGGUUUGGGAAGAGAGUCGACGUAAAACGAGCGAUUUAGUGUAUGAUGUCGGGUGAUGAUGAUACGUGGUUUCAUGUCAAUUUUAAAUGUAGUUUCUAACCAGUUGUAGCUAUAAUAUGGGUUAUCUUUGUGCAACUAGGAUGAUCUGCAAAAUGCCAAUUUUAUAUCGAAAUUUUAGAGGCUGCUACAAAAUUAACGUAACGUAAUGAUGGCAUUAGUAAAUUAAGAAAAGAAAUUCGGCGCUAAAGUAGAAGGAUCCUCUAAGGUGAGUGGAUUUGGCAGACUUGUUGACAAUCUGCAAUGGACGGUAAAAGAACAUUUAUGAAAGAUGAACAACUCAAUGGACAUAUGCAAUAAUAAUGUUGUGUGGGCUUUGAUGUUUCUUUUUGCGUACGGUAAAGCAACAGACUGAAGAUCAUCCAAACAUUUUAUCUGGUUAACUUAAAAUUGCGAAAGAGAACACCAAGAGAAUACGAAAACCUCAAAAGGUACAAAAAUGAUUGAAUGACUUUUUCGAGGAAAGUGAACAACAAGUUUGCCAGAUCGACUCGCCUUACAUUUCCGUUGUACGAAAGAUUUUCCGUUAUCGAUUGAAAAUCGUUUGGCAUCCAAUAACGUAAACAAUCAGCGUGCUAACAUUUUUUUUUCAAUUUUUUUAAGCAUUCGAUGCAUUUUAUCGAAUACGAACCUUCGUGCAAUUAACGUAAACUAGCAAUUUGCAAAAUAUCAAAGUCAAUUUUCUGACUAUUUCUACGAAAAAAUUUAAUCGGCUUCCUCGGCAAGCUUCUAUGAAAGGUUACUCCUGUCUCUCUGAUUAAGAGCGCGAUGAAUCUAAUAUUGAAGCGGCUCAGGGAAAUUUCAUUUGAAUUUUUUUUCCAUUUAAAUGUUCAAGUUUCGGUGACCCUUGGAGAGUGCCGUAGCGUAUUCUUUAGAGUUUUCUCCGUCGUCUUUUUAACCCAUCCACAAUCACUAAAUUCGAAAUUUUUCUCAGUCGAAUAGUUUCGAAAUGAAAUAAUUUACAAAUAUUUCAAUCAAUUAUGGGCCAGUUGCCUAUGGAACAGCCCGUAACAGGUGCGGAAUUUGUGUUUGGGUGAUAUGGAAAAGCUUUCAGUUUAAAGUUUAAUAAUCAAAAACGACCGUGUCUCCGCAUCCUUCUUCAGAAAACUGACAGGAUCACAUCUUGGUGUCAGAACCUUUCUUGGUAACUCGAAAGCUAUCCAAAUUAAAGCUUGGAACAUGUCAGGCUUACCUGAAAUACUUAAAUCCAAUAUGUUCAAUUUUGACCUGAGUAUAUUAGUGAGCUUAAUGCUGACCUGAAACGUGACAGGUUUCCUAAAAAAUUUGUAAUUUGAGAAUUUCAGGUUGCCUGAAACUUGAUCUGAAUGAAAUCAGAUUCACGUCAGACGGUAUUCUAAAAUUGCCUGAUCUAACCUGAAGUUUCACGUCGAAAUGGUCUUUGACCGCAGUCGACCUAUUCCGAACUUUAAUUCAAAAAAUAAAAACCCAUCUCCUGCACUUCCCGUGAACACGGGUAAUCCUUAUGGCUACUUUUAUUGAAACUUUUGCAACCUUCCCCAUUGUUCUAGAAUCCAAUGGAAAUGCGGUCGGUGUCUAAAUGGCUGUGCUAUAUUAAUACGGGAAAAAGGGAAAUCUUUCGUCGAUGGUGUAAGGGAAAUCCUUAUACUAAUCUCUUUUUUUGCAUAGUUUUUUUGCCAAUUUUAUUUAAAAAAAAAAGUUAAAAUAUAAAA
Bradysia coprophila is the source of this 6838-nucleotide messenger RNA. Its product is annotated as breast carcinoma-amplified sequence 3 protein rudhira. Lineage: Eukaryota; Metazoa; Arthropoda; Insecta; Diptera; Sciaridae. Gene Ontology annotation, cellular component: cytoplasm. Gene Ontology annotation, molecular function: protein binding. Gene Ontology annotation, biological process: response to starvation; autophagy. The record is from RefSeq and is a predicted model, not a curated record.